AUGAGCCCAGCGCUGCUGCCGCAAUGCCGCUGCCCCUCUGUUGAGUUGACAUCCGUGGCGCGCCAGUUUGACUUGAGUGGGCCGUGACGCUCUGCGCCUCUGCGCCUGACUCCGCCCCGUCUGAUUCUGCCGCUGCUGGAAUGCUGUCGUACGCUGCCGGUGCUUGGAUCUCCUCCCCAUGCUGCUCUCCCUUCUGUCUGUAUGAUGCCUCUUUUUUUCUUCUGCUUUGGGCUGCCAGGGACCGCUCUUUCGCCCUCCGACCACUAGGGGGUGCGCCCUCUGCCUGUGCUCCUCCACGCUGCAAGUGCUGCUGCUUCCUCACUCUUCUGUUCCCCUUCUUCCGGAUGCUCUCCUCUCCCUCUUCUCUGAAGCGACUGGGGGCUUUUUUGAUUCUGCUUGACCUUGCUGCCAGUGGCUCCAUAAUACCCUGCUGUCGCUACCCUGGGGCUUGCGGUACCUCGUCUGGCUGGAUGUGUCCCGCUCCUGGGCGCUUUGCUGGUGCUCUUUCCCCGCUGUCUUUUCCUCUUGGAGCUGAUGGACGGCUGCUGCUGCUCUGAGCUGGAGGUGCUGCGACCCAGACCCGCUGGUUUAAAAGAGGUGACGUGUUCUUUAAUGCUGCUCCCGCUGCUGCUCUCCCGUCUGCAUCGAGCUCUGUCCGGCAACGAGGUGUCUCUGUGAUUAUUAUUUUGCGUACAUUUUGUAGGCCAAGUGAGCUUUUUUCAUUUUAGUUUCAAAUCCCAAUUGGCUGCCUUAAUAUAUUGAGCAGGUGUCUCUGUGAUUAUUAUUUUGCGUACAUUUUGUAGGCCAAGUGGGCUUUUUUCAUUUUAGUUUCAAAUCCCAAUUGGCUGCCUUAAUAUAUUGAGCAGGUGUCUCUGUGAUUAUUAUUUUGCGUACAUUUUGUAGGCCAAGUGGGCUUUUUUCAUUUUAGUUUCAAAUCCCAAUUGGCUGCCUUAAUAUAUUGAGCAGAAAUGGAGUACGCACAAGCAGUAAGUUAACACCCAUACACUUUUAUUUUGAAUAUGGAUGACAAUUGUUUAUUUUACGUUUGUUUUUUGGUGUCAUGAUUCUUACCUUCUUUUUAAGUUGGUGAUGUCUAUCCAUGUUGGUGCGGAAGCACUCCCACCCCAACCCACAGAACCACUCCCACCCCAACCGCCGCAAGCCCUCCAACACCAACCGGCUCCUCAUCAUCCAAGGCAACGGAGGCGUGCUAGGCCACCAAUUUUCCGUACCCGUGUCCUUCUUUUUGGGAUGCCUGAUGAUGUAGUGUUGCGUAGAUACAGACUGCCACCUCAUCUAAUCCUAGACACUCUCUCCAUAAUAGAGAGUGAUCUAGAACAAACCAUUAGGUAUCCUACAGCAAUACCAGCAUUGACACAAUUCCUUGCUGUGUUACAUUUUGUGGCCACUGGUUCAUACCAGCAUGUUGUGGGAGAUCUGGUUGGCAUGUCGCAGGGCCAGUUCAGUAAGGUCCUGCAGCGUGUCAGCCAGGCUUUCCUUAAGAGAGUGAAGCAAUUUAUUUCUAUGCCUUUGGAUGUUGGUGCCCUGGAUGUGGUGAAGCGGCAAUUUGAGGAAGGUGGUAGUCGCUUCCCACACGUUAUUGGGGUUGUGGAUGGCACACAUGUAGCUAUUGUUCCACCAAGACAUAAUGAAGAAAUUUUUCGAAACAGGAAACUGUUUCAUUCUCUGAAUGUAAUGGUUGUUGUGGGCCAUCCCUCCAGAUCCUGUCCCUGAAUGCUAAGUUCCCGGGGAACUCCCAUGAUGCCCAUGUCAUUAGACAAUCAGGGAUAUGGCAGAGAUUAAGAUCGAUGGAAGGACAAGACAUGUGGUUAUUGGUUGAGUAUUGUUGCAUAUUUCUGUUAAAAAUUUUUUUUAAAUUUUUAAUAAUUAAAAUAUAAUUUUGAUCUUUUAUUCUCAUCAAACAGGAGACCGUGGAUAUCCUUGCACCCCCUGGCUCAUGACUCCUUACAGUAAGCCCAGGCCAGGACCACAGACGGCAUUUAACUCCGCGCUUACUGCCACUAGACAGCUGGUGGAGCGCACGAUUGGUGUCCUUAAAGGGCGCUUUUGUGUGCUCCACCAUACUGGUGGCGACAUCAUGUAUUCGCCGGAGAUGGUAAGUAAAAUUGUGGUCCUGUGCGCUAUCAUACAUAACAUCGCUGUAAGGAGUCGUGUUGAGCUUCCUCAAACAGAGGAAUUGCCUGAUGAGGAGCCAGGGGUUGGGCGGACAGUCGGUGGGGGGAGUGUUUCCCGGAGGGGAAACGAAAUAAGGGCACGCAUUGUGCGGGAUUAUUUCAGGGCGAGCACAACGGCAAGCUGCUGCUGGGAGCCCACACCAGGCCCCUUCUCAGGCCCCCUCCCCUUCUGUCUCCCCAUCCCCCUCUUCUUCCCAGGCCCAUUCUCUGGCCACCUCCCCCUCUCCGGCCCACUCCCCCUCUCCGGCCCACUCCCCCUCUCCAGCCCACACCCCCUCUCCAGCCCACACCCCCUCUCCGGCCCACACCCCCUCUCCGGACCACUCCCCCUCUCCGGACCACUCCCCCUCUCCAGCCACCUCCACCUCUCCGGCCCACUCCUUCUCUCCAGCCACCUCCCCCUCUCCGGCCCACACCCCCUCUCCGGCCACCUCACCCUCUCCGGCCACCUCACCCUCUCCGGCCCAAUCCCACUCUCUUUCCCAAUCCCCCUCUCCGGCCCAAUCCCACUCUCUUUCCCAAUCCCCCUCUCCCGACCAAUCACCCUCUCCGGCCCAAUACACCUCUCUUUCACAAUUCCCCUCUCUGCCCCCCUCCCCCUCUGUGUCCCAAAAAUCCUCUCCACCACCCUCACCCUAUCAUUCUCAAACCCCCUCUGUAAUGUCCUCCCCCUUCCAUCCUCUUACAGAAAUAGACCCUCCUUCCCCCAUCCUGCCUCCUUCCCCCAUCCAGCCCACAUCCCCCAUCCAGCCAACAACACCCAUCCAGUCUACAUCCCCCAGCCAGCCACCUUCGCCGCCAUCCGAAUGGGCAGCAGAGGCCCCGGGGCCACUUGAGGGAGGUGGGCAAGUGGCAGAGGCGAAUGUUGCGGUUGGAGAUCCCACAAGUUUGGGAGGAAUUCUGGCCAGCAUGCGCCAGCAACUUCAAAAUUUAAUGGCAACAGUGGAUUUGCUGCAAAAAUUUGUUUAAAAAACAACUAUUAUUUCUAAAAAUUUGUUUUUAAAAAAUAAUAAUGUACAAAUAAACAUUUUUGUUUCAAGUUAA
Pseudophryne corroboree (corroboree frog) is the source of this 3239-nucleotide messenger RNA. RefSeq lists its product as uncharacterized. The record is from RefSeq and is a predicted model, not a curated record. The coding region runs from base 1958 to 3031 and encodes 357 amino acids. The transcript is spliced from 7 exons. NCBI's taxonomy places the organism in Eukaryota, Metazoa, Chordata, Amphibia, Anura, Myobatrachidae.